CUCGAACCGGCGCCUUCCGCGGCUGCACGGCUGUCUCAAGCUGUCUCUGCCUCUGUGCCUGGCCCUUGCCCUGUCCCUCUCUAGCGUCACCCUUCCCUGUGCCACAUGCGCCCUCUGUCUCCUACCAGGACCAUGCGCCUCUGGGGGCCUCGGAGCCUGGGGGUGGCUCUGGGAGUCUUCAUGACCAUCGGAUUUGCCCUCCAGCUCUGGGGGGGUCCCUUCCAGAGGAGGCUACCUGGGCUGCAGCUCCGACAGUCCUGGGCCUCAACCCCGGGAGCAGCUGUUCCAUCCUGCCUGCCACGGCAGCGACUCGUGUUCCUGAAGACGCAUAAAUCCGGGAGCAGCUCUGUGCUGAGUCUACUUCACCGCUACGGGGACCGACACGGGCUGCGCUUCGCCCUCCCCGCCCGCUACCAGUUCGACUACCCAAAGCUUUUCCAGGCCUCUCGGGUCAAAGGCUACCGCCCUCAGGGUGGAGGCACCCAGCCCCCCUUCCACAUCCUCUGUCAUCACAUGAGGUUCAACCUGAAAGAGGUGAGGAGUGUCGAGGGGGCGGGCAGGACUGGCGAGACAUGAUGGGCUCAUGCCUGUAGCCAAGACCACCAGGGGAGGAGACCCCAGGCCUGGAAGCUCCCCAGGCAUCCCCUCACCCAAGAGUUGGGCAUGGGGGCCACAAAGGUGAGUCCUGCUGCCCCUCCCUCAGAAUUUUCUGGCAGCCGAAGUUCUGCCCUCUCCCAUCUAGAGUUUACUGCAGUCUCUCUCCUUGACCAGUUUAUUCUGCUGGCAUCAGUGUCCCGCCAACUCUGACCCCACCCCACCAACCCUCCCUCCAGGUACCUGGCCCUUCCUGGCCCCUUCCACUGACACUACUAGGGCCCUGCGCAGUCACUGCCUUCUGACCCGUCUGCAUCUCACUCCCCUCACCACGUCUGCCAGAUUUUUUUUUUUUUUUUUUUUUUUUUGAGUUACGCGGGCCUCUCGCUGUUGUGGCCUCUC
Molecule: messenger RNA, 996 nt
Organism: Physeter macrocephalus (sperm whale)
Lineage: Eukaryota; Metazoa; Chordata; Mammalia; Artiodactyla; Physeteridae
Product: galactose-3-O-sulfotransferase 4
Biological process (GO): glycolipid biosynthetic process
Cellular component (GO): membrane
Molecular function (GO): galactosylceramide sulfotransferase activity
Source: RefSeq, a predicted model, not a curated record